Mesorhabditis spiculigera is the source of this 594-nucleotide messenger RNA. Lineage: Eukaryota; Metazoa; Nematoda; Chromadorea; Rhabditida; Rhabditidae. The record is from the annotation of a GenBank genome assembly.
AUGGCCGGAUUUCAGCAAUACGGAUACAUGCAGCCACCACCAACUUCUCAACCGCCGAUGCCCGCUUCUCGAUCGACCCCUCCACCGCCUACGGGCAGAGCCAGCAGCUACCCCGAUAUCAGCUACGACACGAGUUCUAUGGAUCCGUUAAUGGUUAGCGUCGAAAAAGCUAACGAGCAAGUGCUGAAGAAACGGAAGCAAGAUGACGAAGAGCUCUCAAAGGACAUCGAGCAUUUGAACGAGAGGAACAAGAAGAUGAUUAGGAUCGAUCACACGAAAAAUUCCUAUUUGGCGAAUACUUCCAUGGUGGACACGCUGAUUUGUGGCGGAUGUCGCUUCGUUACCUGUGAUUUCGAGGCGUACAAGAACCACCGGCUCGGCCAAUGUACGAAGCCGAAAGCAGACAAGGAGCCGGCCGUGUUGAAGUGCGCCUCCUGUGAACAGAUUCUGGACUCGGCUUGGGCGCUCAUCGAACACCUCACCGAUUUCCACCGUAUGCGUUUAUACCAGCUAGUCGAGGAGCAGCAGCCCGAACCUGCACAACAAGAAAUGAACACGCCGACCCGUGAAGAACCCAUCGAUUCACCCGGGCAA